Messenger RNA from Labeo rohita (rohu), 2676 nucleotides. It is a transcript of the gene slc5a5, whose product is annotated as solute carrier family 5 member 5. Gene Ontology annotation, biological process: iodide transmembrane transport; sodium ion transport. The coding region runs from base 173 to 1975 and encodes 600 amino acids. Gene Ontology annotation, molecular function: symporter activity. Lineage: Eukaryota; Metazoa; Chordata; Actinopteri; Cypriniformes; Cyprinidae. The transcript is spliced from 16 exons. Gene Ontology annotation, cellular component: membrane. The record is from RefSeq and is a predicted model, not a curated record.
AUUUUGUUUUCUGUCCUGUAUGAGUUGAUAAUGCACUGGCCUGUGGAAUUUGGUCUUUUCAAACACCCAUAAACCCUUUGUUCCAGGUUUUUGUGUUGGUUAAGGCUGAAAGCCUCUUGAAGAGAAGGACUCCACUCAUUUAGGCUCUGACUGAGUCUAAACAGACAGCACUAUGGCUUCAGACUCUGACAGACCGGGCUUCUCUCUGGUGGACUAUGCAGUGUUUGCUGCUAUGCUGGGGGUGUCGGUGGCCAUCGGGCUAUUCCAGUCUCUGAGGAAGAGCACGGAUCGCUCUAACGUGGACAGCUUCUUCACAGGAGGAAGGAGUUUCUCUGCUGUACCGGUCGGACUGUCGCUCUGUGCCAGCUUCAUGUCAGCUGUCCAAGUUCUCGGUGUGCCAUCAGAGGCAUAUUUAUAUGGUUUUAAGUUUCUCUUUAUGUGUCUGGGACAAGCGCUCAACUCCCUCAUCGUUGCAGUUCUGUUCGUUCCUGUGUUUUAUCGGCUCAAAAUCACCAGUUCAAGUCAGUAUUUAGGAAUGAGGUUUGGCAGAGGGAUGCAGCUCCUGGGAAGUUUGCAGUUCAUUGUAGCCACGCUCCUCUACACUGGAAUAGUGAUUUUUGCUCCAGCAGUCAUCUUAAAUCAGGCCACAGGCCUAAAUAUGUGGGCAUCUCUCUUCUCAACUGGACUCAUCUGCACAUUUUACACAACAGUGGGUGGUAUGAAGGCUGUAAUCUGGACAGAUGUGUUUCAGAUUGUAGUCAUGCUCUCUGGGUUCAUUGCGGUCUUCAUUCAGGGCACCAUUUUGGCAGGAGGGCCUGCCAGAGUUUUGGAGAUCGCCAACAAUGGAUCCCGCAUCAAUUUUAAUGAUUUUAACAUAGACCCUCAGAGGCGCUACUCAUUCUGGACUUUAACAGUGGGUGGCACUAUGGUCUGGUUAUCCAUGUACGGAGCCAAUCAAGCUCAAGUACAGCGUUACAUAUCAUGCAGGACUGAGAAACAAGCUCAACUAGCGCUGCUGGUUAAUCAGGUGGGUCUGUGUUUGAUUGUGAGCAGUGCAGCCACAUGUGGCAUUGUGAUGUUUGCUUUAUACGGCAGCUGUGACCCACUUAAGUCUGGCAAAAUAUCUGCACCUGACCAGUACAUGCCAUACCUGGUUUUGGACAUUUUCCGUAAUCGCCCAGGCUUCCCAGGUCUUUUUCUAGCCUGUGCCUACAGUGGAACUUUAAGUACUGUCUCCACCAGCAUUAACGCCAUGGCAGCAGUAACUAUGGAGGAUGUAAUGAAGCCGUGGCUAAUUAGAGUUUCACAGAGAAAACAACUCUUGCUUUCCAAGUCAUUAUCACUGUUGUACGGGCUUGGCUGCAUUACGAUGGCUGCGCUCUCUUCCCUGCUGGACUGGGGAGUCCUUCAGGGUUCGUUCACAGUCAUGGGUGUAGUGAACGGUCCACUGCUGGGAGCGUUUGUGCUGGGCAUGUUUGUUCCAGCCACAAAUAAACCAGGGGUGUUCUCAGGUGUGGCUGUGGGGUUCUGUCUGUCUCUAUGGCUUGCUGUUGGAAGCACAAUUUAUCCUCCUACACCACAAACUAUGGGUGUUUUACCCACUAGUACUGGUCACUGUAAUGCAACGCUCAACAACACCACGAUAGCCGCUAAAUCAUCUAUCUUGGCAUCCUCAGUUUCUCAGGAUUAUAGCCUUCAAAACAUCUAUGCAAUAUCCUACCUGUACUUUGGAGCCCUGUCAACUAGUGCAGUCGUGCUGGUAGGUGUGGUGGUUAGCUACAUUACAGGACCCACCAAGAAGGAUUCUAUCAGUCCUGGUUUGUUACGCUGGAACUUGGAACAAAAGACAUGCAGUGCAUCUUGUCAUAUCUUGAACGAAACUACAAACAAUCCCACUGAAAUCCUUCUCAGUCAAAAAGAACUUUUUGCCACUGCUGAUAAACAAGAUGUUUUACUAAACAAAGGUGACAUUUAGACAGGUGCAGGACUGGCUUUGUAAAAUCAGAAAAGUCUUUAAGAAGUAUUGCUUUAAUUAAAAUUGAAAUGACUUCUUGUAGGACAACAUCUGUACAAUGAAAUGUUAAAAGACACAGCUUUACUAUUUAACAUCAUGCAAAGUACAUUCUGCACAGUCCCGCAUAUUAAAACUGUCAAGGCCAUACUGAUUUGGUUGGUAUUACUGAAUACCUGACCAUCACCACCUGAUUCAAAAGAUGAUUUCUUGACCUAUUAAACAAUAGUGCCUUCUUCCGUAGUACAAAAAUGCACAGUACGUUUCUGUUCAUCAUACACCUGUGUCGCACCUGUACGUCAGUUCACUUUCAUUCCUAGCCAAGAAGAGGAGAGCAUCAGCACACACACUAAAGUCACAUGAAAGUAGUUUAAUUAACUAAAUGCUUUUAAUAGAGAUAUAUCACUAUGAUAUCUUCUGUAUUAUCCUACAAGAAAGUAUGUAUGAUCAUUAGCCAAAACUAAUUAAGGAAAUAUGUAGCCUGAGAUGAUUAAGUGCACUACACUACCCACAAUAAUAACAACGCAUUUCAUUAUACAAUCAUGUUUCAGUUUCAAUGUAUUAAACCAACGGCUGUAUAAUUCAUGCAUAUUUUUAAUAUUACUGUCAGUAUGACAUAGAUAAGCUGCUGAAUGACGGAGAGCCCCUGUCACAUUCACAAUAAA